Molecule: messenger RNA, 660 nt
Organism: Cutaneotrichosporon cavernicola
Lineage: Eukaryota; Fungi; Basidiomycota; Tremellomycetes; Trichosporonales; Trichosporonaceae
Exons: 3
Coding region: 1-660 (219 amino acids)
Molecular function (GO): S-adenosylmethionine-dependent methyltransferase activity
Source: RefSeq, a predicted model, not a curated record
AUGGCCGACGUAAAGCCCACCGACGAGCAGAACUACCCGCAAAUGUGGGAGCACCGCUGGGACAGCAAGAACACGGCCUGGGACCAGGGAACCGUUCACCCCGCGCUCUCUGAAUUCCUAGCCUCCCCUGCGGCCGAGACCGCCGGCGUCCCCACUUCCGGAAAGGCGCUCGUUCCCGGCUGCGGACUGGGUUACGACGUGGACCUCUUCGCACGCCGGGGACUCGACGCGACGGGCCUCGACGUCGCUCCUACUGGUGCGGCCAAGGCUGACCAGUGGGUCAAGAGUCAGAGUGGACAGAAGGGGAGUGCGCAGGUCGUGUGUGGUGACUUCUUCAAGUGGUCGCCAGAGGAAAAGUUUGACCUGAUUUACGACUACACCUUCCUCUGCGCCCUUCCCCCUACUCUCCGUCCACAGUGGGGCCAGCGCAUGACCGAGCUCUCCAAGAACUCUCCCAAUACGCGCCUCAUCACCCUCCAGUACCCACUCCAGGGCAACCCCUUGCCAUUUGGCCCGCCUUUCGCUCUCGAGGAGAGCGUGUACCGCGACGUCCUAGGGGACGCGUGGGAGGCUGUCUACGACGAGGCCGUGUUGGAGGAGCAGAAGCGCAAGAACGCGCCCCCGGGUAACGAGCGCCUCGUUGUCUGGAAGCGCAAGUAG